Molecule: messenger RNA, 471 nt
Organism: Miscanthus lutarioriparius
Lineage: Eukaryota; Viridiplantae; Streptophyta; Magnoliopsida; Poales; Poaceae
Source: the annotation of a GenBank genome assembly
AUGAAUCCUGUGAAGAUCUGUGCGUUGAACCCAACGAACCACAUUUGCGACCUGGAGAUCGAAUACGAGGAGAGAGAAAGUGUCUUCCUCUCAGUUUCUGGGAGUAGCUCUAUUCACUUGUCCGGAAGAAUUUACAAUCAUUCUGCCAGUGAUGAUCAAGCCCACACUAGUAAUAAACUUACUAGUAAAACUGAAACUCCUGCAUGCUUGAAAAGAAAGCAUCAAGGCAAUGAGGCUAACGGAAAUAAAGAGCCUUCUCUUAAGGAGCCUAAUGUUACUAAGGCUGAUGGCAAGAAUGAUGCCUCCUCGAAAGAGCCUCUAAUUAGUGAGGCUGGUGGCAAGAAUGUGACUUCUCUAAAGCAGCCUAUAGUUGGUGAAGAUGAUUACAGUGAUGAGCACCUACCUAUCCGCGUUGCUUAUGAGAAGAGAAUGGCUACCAGAAAGUAUUUAAUUUUGAACUCAGUGUAUUAG